Messenger RNA from Microdochium trichocladiopsis, 1092 nucleotides. RefSeq lists its product as uncharacterized. The record is from RefSeq and is a predicted model, not a curated record. Gene Ontology annotation, cellular component: cytoplasm; Rab-protein geranylgeranyltransferase complex. Bases 1 to 1092 code for a protein of 363 amino acids. NCBI's taxonomy places the organism in Eukaryota, Fungi, Ascomycota, Sordariomycetes, Xylariales, Microdochiaceae. Gene Ontology annotation, molecular function: Rab geranylgeranyltransferase activity. The transcript has 2 exons. Gene Ontology annotation, biological process: protein geranylgeranylation.
AUGGCAAGCCAUGGCGUAGCUCGUACCGCCCAGACACGCAUCGGGCAACGGCAAGAUGUCGCCAAGAUCAAGACGUACCAUGUCCUCGAAAGCCAGAUACGGGCCCAAGCAGCGCUGGGCAGCUAUGAUCUUGAGCUCCUGAACCUCACCACCAAGCUACUCCAACUCAACCCGGAGUACUACACCAUUUGGAACAUCCGUCGUCGCUGUCUUCUCAAGGGUGUACUCUCCUUUCCGCCUGAAUACAACUCGAGCGAUGUCACAUCGAUGACCUUGGCCGAGCAGCACGACAGUAUUAGCACCGCCCUACAGUCGGAUCUCGCCUUUACGGUGCCGCUUCUGCUCAAAUUUCCCAAGUGCUACUGGAUCUGGAAUUUCCGAUCCUGGAUCUUGUCCCAGAUGACCCUCCGGCUUCCAAUCCCUACCGUGCGCAAGAUAUGGGAAAUGGAACUCGCCCUUACAUCCAAGAUGCACAUAAAGGAUCGUCGCAACUUCCACGCUUGGGGCUACAGGAGGGAAAUUGUAGCCAAGCUUGAGAGCCCUGACCUGCAAGGCAAGAGCAUGUCGGAAGCCGAAUUCGCAUACACGACCAAGAUGAUCAACGAGGACCUAUCCAACUUCUCGGCGUGGCACAACAGGACACAGCUCGUUGCGCGUGUUCUCGACGAGCGCGGUGCCGACGAUGAAACGCGCCGAGGUUUCCUGGACAUGGAACUCAAGACCACCCAGGAUGCCCUGAACGUCGGACCAGAGGAUCAGAGUCUGUGGUAUUACCAUCAGUUUCUAAUGUCGCAGAUCGUUGGUCGCCAUGAAAAUCGACAGACCAUUGUGCCGUCUCUGACCACCAGUCAGGCGACUGCCUACCUACGGCGCGAGAUUGACAAUCUCAAGGAUCUUCUCGAGGAUUACAGCGACAUCAAGUGGAUUUAUCUAGGCCUCUUGGAUUGGACGUCAGCCUUGGAACGUGUAGAAGGCCCUGCAAACAGCGGUGACCGCGAGCUCAACGAGUCCAAGGUCUGGCUGGCGAAGCUAAGGGCACUCGAUGUCUUGCGUGCCGGCCGAUGGGACGAUAUGGAGGAAUGUGUAGCAUGA